AUGUCGUCGACGAACGAGAUCGCCGCCGACGCGCCUCAGGAGAAAUCCGAAAAGGCCCUAAAGCGUGAGGCGGAGAAGGCGGCGAAGAAGGCGGCGAAAGAGGCCGAAAAGGCCGCCAAGGCUGAACGCGCGGUCGCGAUGAGCGCGGCGCGAGGGGUGUCGGUGCAGUGCUCGACGGCACCACCGGUUGAGCUCGAGGCGUGCAGCGGCACUCGCGAUUGGUACCCAGAGGAGUUUAGACUUCAAAGAUGGCUCUUCGAGAAGUUUCGGCAGACGGCGACGAGAACGGGAUUCGAAGAGUACGAUGCGCCGGUGCUCGAGAGGCAAGAGCUGUACAAGCGAAAAGCUGGCGAAGAAAUUACGUCGCAGAUGUAUGCGUUUGUCGACCAAGAUGGGGUGGAUGUGACGUUAAGACCGGAGAUGACACCGACGCUCGCGCGAAUGGUUCUUGGUCGCGCUGCUUCAAUGAUGCUUCCUUUGAAAUGGUUCUCCAUCCCGCAGUGCUGGAGAUUUGAAACGACGCAGCGCGGCAGAAAGCGUGAACACUAUCAGUGGAACAUGGAUAUCAUCGGUUGCAAGUCUAUAAGCGCGGAGACAGAGCUCUUGUACGCGGUGUGCGAGUUCUUCAGGUCUAUCGGAAUAACGAGCGCCGACGUCGGCAUCAAGGUGAAUUCACGGAAAGUAAUGGCGAGUGUGCUCGAUUCGUACGGUAUCACUGCGGAGAAGUUUGCGCCAGUCUGUGUGAUCAUGGACAAACUCGACAAAAUUGGCGACGAAGCCGUCAUAGAAGAGUUGGUCAACGCACAAAAUUUGCCGAAGGAGACUGCGGAGAAAAUCGUUGCCUGCUUGGCGUGCAAGAACGUCGAUGAACUAGCCGCGUUGUGCGGUGAGGGCGUAGAUCAAACCGGGAUUGAGGAGUUGAAGCGCUUGUUCAGUCUUGCUGAUGAUUAUGGUUUCGGUGAUUGGCUCAUAUUUGACGCGUCCGUUGUGCGAGGCCUAGCCUACUACACUGGCAUCGUAUUUGAAGGGUUUGAUCGCGCGGGAGAGCUCCGAGCAAUUUGCGGUGGUGGGCGGUACGAUAAGUUGCUAUCGCUGUAUGGUGCCAUGUCCGAGGUUCCGGCCUGUGGUUUUGGUUUUGGCGACUGUGUCAUCGUUGAGUUAUUGAAGGAGAAGGGACUAGUGCCCGUACUUCCCAAGUCAAUAGAAUUCGUCGUCGCCGCUUUCAAUGAGGGGAUGCAAGGGAAGGCGAUGAAAGCUGCUGCGCUGAUUCGAUCAGGCGGGGCGGACGUGGACAUGCUUCUCGAACCCAAAAAGAAGGUUGCGAACACAUUUGAUUACGCAAACCGAAUCGGCGCUCGCUAUAUCGUGUUCGUUGCGCCACAAGAGUGGGAAAAUGGAAUGGUUCGAAUCAAGGACUUGCGCGCUGAAUACACGGAUAAGGAAGAUGAGAAGCAGCUUGACGUGAAACUCAGCGACCUUGGACGCGUCAGCGAACUGUUGCGAGAGCACGAGGCCGCCAUGAGAACUGUCAAUGAGAUAGAGACCAUGGCUAUUUAG
Messenger RNA from Ostreococcus tauri, 1557 nucleotides. RefSeq names its product Histidine-tRNA ligase/ATP phosphoribosyltransferase regulatory subunit. The record is from RefSeq and is a predicted model, not a curated record. Gene Ontology annotation, biological process: histidyl-tRNA aminoacylation. Gene Ontology annotation, molecular function: ATP binding; histidine-tRNA ligase activity. Gene Ontology annotation, cellular component: cytoplasm. Bases 1 to 1557 code for a protein of 518 amino acids. The transcript has a single exon. NCBI's taxonomy places the organism in Eukaryota, Viridiplantae, Chlorophyta, Mamiellophyceae, Mamiellales, Bathycoccaceae.